AUGGCGAUGAGGGAAUCCAAAGAUCUCAACAAGCUUGAGCUGCAUGAUCUGUUCGCCGAUCUGAAAGCCUAUGAGUUUGAAAUAAACUCAAGGAAUGAAGAGAAUCCAUCCAAAUUCGUCACAACAAAAGUGCUGGUGACUACUAAAGAGCCAUCUACCUCGGCAUCUGCGAAGUCUGUUGAGCAGAUCUGCGACGACGCUAUGUCACUAUUUGUCAAGAAGUUUGACAAUUUCAUGAGGAAGAAUCAUUCUAACUUUAAUUCUAAUAGAAAUAACUUAAAGAAUGAAUCCAAGGCUAACUUAAAAUGCUUUAAUUGUGACAAACUAGGUCAUUUCAAGGCCGACUGCAGAAAGCCCAAGAGGGACGACAAGAAGUCAUUUGAUACGAAGAAUAGGAAAGAUCAGAAAGCUCUGUUAGCUGAAGAAAGCAAGAGCAAGUGGAUUGACAGCGACUCUGAUGAAAGCUCCUCAUGUGAUAGUGAGGACGAAGGUGUCAAAUGUUUCAUGGCUAACGACAAUGAGACUAUGCAGGUUGCAAAAUUGAUUGGAAAAGCACUAAUGGAACGUGUCAGUUCUUUGGUAAAAGAUUUUGGCAUUCAGGCAGACGAGUCUCCUAUCUUCCGUGACAACAUCAACGCUAUUACGAUCACUUCUAAUACGGCGAAUGCAGCAUCUGGAACUGCGGUGGAGGACGAUUGUAAGAUCAAAUUCGGGGAAUUGAAGGCGAAGAGAAUCUACCGAUUCAUAGUUUUCAAGAUUGAAGGUCAAACCGUUGUGGUUGAAAAGUUGGGCGGCCCUAAAGAAGACUAUGACAAUUUCACUGCCUCGCUGCCUACCGAUGAAUGUCGCUAUGCUGUCUUUGAUUUUGACUACACCACGGAUGAAAAUGUCCAGAAGAGCAAGAUCAUCUUCGUUGCUUGGUCUCCAGAAUCGUCUAAAGUGAGGAUGAAAAUGGUGUACGCUAGCUCCAAGGAUAGGUUCAAGAGGGAACUUGAUGGCAUUCAAGUCGAGUUACAAGCAACUGACCCAAGCGAAAUGAGCUUCGACAUUAUUAAAGGUCGUGCCCUCUAA
This is a messenger RNA of Impatiens glandulifera, 1071 nucleotides long. RefSeq lists its product as uncharacterized. Gene Ontology annotation, cellular component: actin cytoskeleton; cytoplasm. The record is from RefSeq and is a predicted model, not a curated record. NCBI's taxonomy places the organism in Eukaryota, Viridiplantae, Streptophyta, Magnoliopsida, Ericales, Balsaminaceae. Gene Ontology annotation, biological process: actin filament depolymerization. Gene Ontology annotation, molecular function: actin filament binding; nucleic acid binding; zinc ion binding. The transcript has 5 exons. Bases 1 to 1071 code for a protein of 356 amino acids.